This is a messenger RNA of Echinostoma caproni, 768 nucleotides long. NCBI's taxonomy places the organism in Eukaryota, Metazoa, Platyhelminthes, Trematoda, Plagiorchiida, Echinostomatidae. The record is from the annotation of a GenBank genome assembly.
UCUCCCCUCUCGGGAACCAAAGAGAACUGUUUACCAGAUUUGGAUACCCCAACACUUUACAAUUUCAUAAGCCGUCAAGCUGCGGUUCAGCAACAACAGCAGCAACAACAACAGGCGAGCGUAUCCACUUCGACUAUUCUUUGUUUACCCACACACAUGUCACAGUCGUUGACAGAAGCGCUGAGUAAACUGGGAAAUGGAGUUGGUGAUCAGUCUAUUACUAUUGAUACCUCAUUGGGAUGUGAUCUGAAUUCAGUUCAAAGUGCCAUUCAAAACACAUUAUCUAUCACAUUCCCUGGCACAUCGAAAGAUUUGACCAACUUGCAGUUAUGUAGUGGACCGCAUCAAUUCGAUCUAACCAACACUUCUGUAUCCGUAACUAAUCCAACUAACGCUCCUAUUUUAUUUCAACCUCCCGCAUUGAAGCUAGAACAGAUGGCCGCUGAACUGAACACUGCGCUCACCACUGACCCAAACCAAUCCCUCACCGAUCCUUUGUUCUGGCCGUUGCCUAUCCAAACCUCUAUUGCGAAUGAUCAUUCGGCUUCCCAGCAGCUUGAUGCGCGCAACACAGUGGGUCAAAUGAAUUCUCCGCUAGACGAUCGUGAUGCAACGAAACCCGGCUGGCAACACGUUGGCUUUUCGUUCCUCCCUAUCUCCAGUUUCCUUCAUUUUCUCUAUUUCCCAACUGCAUGCUCCGGUAUGGGCAAUACUUUAUAUCUUGUCUACUUCGAUGUACCUAUUUUCUGGGCUGCAAGUGUCAAUUAA